Astrephomene gubernaculifera is the source of this 3756-nucleotide messenger RNA. The record is from the annotation of a GenBank genome assembly. NCBI's taxonomy places the organism in Eukaryota, Viridiplantae, Chlorophyta, Chlorophyceae, Chlamydomonadales, Astrephomenaceae.
UAUCUUGUCACUCUAUCGCCGUCAUCUCUGCAUACUUGUAGACACCCGAUUUUCUGUUGUCACACCACGUUGCCUUACAGACUCCUGAAAGCUCACGUGGUCACUUGUACGCCUGCUAAUCAAGGCAUGUCACUUGCUCUUGAAGCCAAUUCUUAGGAUAUACUAUCUAACGCUGUGGCAAGGACGUCAUAAGACUGACGCAGACCUGGUCUACUUCUUUUGAAUUAUCUGCAGCUGCCAGUCGUUUACUAGGCCUGCCCCCCGUCGGCUAUUGCUACGGCGAGCGGACACGUUUUCGUCAGGGCUGCGUUGUCGUCAACAUUCCACCUCAGUGGAGAUGCUGUGUCACUGGAGGCCUAUACUUUAGCGGUCUGUCAUCCAGCUGGACACUAAGAUUGUAAUUCACAAAUUCCGCGGCCUUUCCGUUCGGUUUGCUGAAACUGAGUGAGUGGACGAGUCGAUGGAAGGUGGAGUCCCCUCGCAGCAAGGCAGAAGCAACACGCUAGACCACGUCAGCGCCUCCAAUAUGCCUCCCUCAGCAUCAUCUCCUUCACAAACGCAGCCUCCCAUGAUGCCCCAGCGGUUCUCCCUAGCGGGCGCUCAGCCCAUGCUACCCGGCCCCGCAACACAGCUCCUCCUACCUCCGCAGCACUUCUCAGGCAACCCCUUAGACCGGACCUACGACAAGCGUCUCAAGUUUGACGGGACGUCCAAGCAGGACGAGAUCAGCUUGGUCGUCGUGGCCGGACGUGAGGUCUGCGUCCGGGAAUCCUCAGGGGCUAGCACUUCCUCCCAGUCGGGUGCCUUCGGCGGGGCUGGCGGGGCGACCACCAGCGGUGGCGGCGCCAGCGCAACCUCGGGGGCAGACCUCCAGGCGCUGCUCCUCAAUGCCACGGACCCAGAGCUUGACCUUAACAGUGACAGCAUUUGCUUGUCAUGGGUGUACGGUGACGCUGUCUACCAGCUGCCGCUCUACCUGUUAGGCCAGGACCGUACGGAGCGUUGGACGUUUGCGUUGGACGUGACUGACUGUCGGGAGGGCUUCCUGGAGUUCCUUCGGGACGCAUGCGGACUGGGAACCGGGGUGGCUCUCACCGACCUGAGGGCGGCGCUGCCGCAGCUGUCGCGGGACGCGGCGGCGAUUGCGGGGCAGGCUACUGCGCUUUCGCAAUGGCAUCAGAGCCACAAGUUCUGCCCCCGCUGCGGCAGCCCCACUGCCCCCGUGGAGGCCGGGUUGCGGCGGCAGUGCAUCGCGGUGGCCACACACAAGCUCUACCCGCGAACCGAUCCCGUGGUGAUCAUGUUGGUGGAGUCUCCGGACGGGCGGCGGGCGCUGCUGGGGCGCAACAAGAAGUUCACUCCGGGCAUGUACACCUGCCUGUCGGGCUUUGUGGACCAGUGCGAGAGCGUGGAGGAGGCUGUCCGUCGGGAGGUGUUUGAGGAGUCGCGGGUGCUGGUGGCAAGUGUGGCGGUGGUGGGCUCGCAGCCCUGGCCCAUCGGGCGCUACGGCGGCUGCGAGCUGAUGCUGGGCUGCAUGGCCAAGGCGCGGAGCUACGAGGUGCUGGUAAACAUGGAGGAGAUGGAGGAUGUGCAGUGGUACGACAAAGAGGAGCUACGAGCCGCAGUACAAAUGUACGACAAUGCGACGUCGGCUGUGGACGGCGACGGCGUGGCUGAUGUGCCCAUGAGCGUUGCACAACUGCAGGAGAACUCCCUGGAGCAGCUGGGCUUCUUUAUUCCCCCUCCGCUAGCCAUCGCACACCACCUGAUCCGCACCUGGGCCCUACACGAGGGACCCUGGUUCCCCGCUGGGCCGGGGCAGCCGUCCAUGGCGGGCGCACCGCAGCCCUACUCGGUCGCUUUGCCGCCGAUGGGUAGCCCGGGAACGGCAGCAGCAGCAGCGGCAGCGGGGCCAGCGGUUCAGCAGCAGCAGCCCCGGCAGAACGGCAAGCUUUGAAGGAGGAGAGGGGUGUGUGCAGAGGGUUGUGGCGAGGUGUUGAACAGCGCGGUUGUUAGGCAGCAACGGUUGUUGUGGAUGGUGGUGUGUCGUGCGUUCUGGGUUGACCCUUUUAGGCGCUGAGGUUGCAAGCUCUUGACUUUUUGGGGAGCGGAAUUGAAACGACGGCGCUUGGUUUUGUCUAUAGGUUCGUAAUCGGGUUGCCCUCAGGCGCAGCACGGUUCCACUAGUGGGCCAUUUAGAGGUCGUCACUACGACGCAGAUGGCGUCAGACAGUCGCUUGGACUGGUGGAAGCAGGAAAGGCUGUGUUGGAAAGCUAUAUCUGGAGAUAACCAGUCAUCAGCCAUAUGAUGGGGCCGACUGUGGAUGGAGUGGCGCAUCGUGGUUCAGGAAGGCCUGCCUGGCUUUCAUAUCUCUUCCUGUCCUCCACGCCUCGACCUUUAAUCGCCAUGUACAGGACGUGAACAGGUUGAUUUCUUGCAUGGACCGGCCUUCUUUUUCCUCAUAUGUGUGUGUGCUUUCCUGUGCGCUUGUAUAUGCGUAAUUUUGUCUUGUGCCGACGGCAGCUUGUGGGGAUGCCCCUUCUCUUAUCCGCAGCAGGCGCUAUUUCGUUGCUGUUCCCAAGCGGCAAGCCGUUGACGUAGGGGUCAUCACGCAAGACGUUGACUUGGGGGCACAUAGAGAUCGCUUGGUUGACCGUGCGCAUGUUCUCUACAUCGAUCUGGUCAUUAGAGAGUUCGUGCAUGGUUCCUCCUAAUUAUGGAGCCAAGCCAACCCAGAUAAGACAAGACACGAGAAACCAAACCGUCUCUCCCCUGUCAUACAUGCAGCACCUGCUCACUCACUUCCUAUACGACGUGCCGUACGUUUGUUGCGUGUGUUUGCCAUCUGCCGUACUCAGUCCGCAGCUGCAGAACCCGGUGUGUGGCGGUACUUGAAGCUGCGAGACGCAUUGAAGCAAGGCGGGAGGGGCGAUGUGGAGUUGGUGGUGGUGGCUGGCGCCGGUUGAAAGCAGCAGCCGGUCCGACAGGGUGUUGACGAGGCAAUCCUUCUUUAGUGGCAUGGUCGCAUUAUUCCUUGUCUGAUACGGCGUUGUUGCUUGCGCGUACACAUCUUGCUGGUCUCACAUAUGCAAUCCUUACAAGAGGCGAAGGUGCGCCGGGUAGCUCUGCAGUGGUCGGUGUUUUCCGUGUCCUUAAGAGCUACCUGUCAUUGGUUUGACUGGGUGGAGUUAAUUUCCUUGCUGGGGUGCGUUGCGGACGUCAUGCAGUGCGAUUAAACCUCGUUGGAUCUCAGGGCGGCGCUGACCGUGGCUUUUGAGGGGGGAGAGAGGUUAGUAGGCUCCGCAGUUGUGCUGUGAGAUUCCUGCCAUGCGCGCUUUGAACACACACGCACGCACAUGCAGCGUAUUGCUCAGGUAUGUUGUGUGUUGUUCGUGGUCUAGGCUACGGGGUAGGUGGGGCUUGCCCAGCCAGCAUUUGACUUGAGCUUCUGGUUGGCACGUUCACACGUUCACGGCUGGGUACGAAUACGACAGUUAGGUACGGCAAGUCCGAAUGAGGACUUGUUUUUGCUAGACUUGCUAUUGCUAGGUUGCAAUCGACAAGCUGGGUUCUUGGGAUGGAAUGUUGUCUGGCAUUAGGCCACAUGCCAGUACCGGUAUUGCAGUGGGUAAUAUACAUACGUCUUACUCGGAAUUGGUUUUUCCAUGGGAGUCCCCUCCUAGAAUGACGUCGAUGGCUAAGCUGGGAGCCCUCUGUCUAACCGGUAUCUUCCCUGGGUACUCACCUGUUACUCA